AUGGGUGAACACCUGGAGAGAAGAAGUGAACGAAAUCGGGCAGUACCCCCUUUAACGCAGAUUUUUAUUGGCCUAAGAUACCUUGCAACGGGUGAUUUUUACUCAGAAGUUGGGGACCUUCACGGCGUCAGUAAAAGCACAGUAUCAAGGGUGUUGGGCUCCUUUUUGGAUGUUCUUAAUGAACAACUUGACAACAUCAAGUUUCCCAUGAGCCCAGAAGAGCGUCAAGCCAUCAAGCUUGAAUUUUACCAAAAGUCAAGGAUUCCUGGGGUGAUUGGGGCCAUUGAUGGUACCCUUGUACCAAUAAUUGGCCCCCAUGAAAAUGAAGAGGUGUUCAGGAGUCGGAAAGGGUUCCAUGCACUGAACGUACAAGCAGUGGUGGACACCAAAACCAUUUUCAGAGAUGUUGUAUCCAGGUGGCCAGGUUCAGUGCAUGAUUCUGCUAUUUUCAAUAACUGUGGUUUGAAGCAGUAUCUUGAGACACAACAAGUAGGUUGUUUGUUGGGUGACAGUGGCUACGGGCUCAAGACAUUUCUUUUGACCCCAAAACUGAAUCCAAUUACCCAGCAAGAAGUGCGCUACAAUGCUGCUCAUAGGCGUGGCAGGGUGGUGGUAGAACGGGCCUUUGGAAUGCUUAAAUCCAGAUUUAGAUGCCUUCACAAGUCGGGGGGAUGCCUCCCAUUUCAACCUCAACGAGCUGCAAAAGUUGUUGUGGCCUGCAUGAGACUGCACAAUCUUUGUGUGCAGUUCAAUGUUGCAGUUCCACAGAUGAACGACACAGAGAAUGAUGAAAUUGAUGAUAAUAUUGUAGGAGAUGGAAUAGAUGUGAAUGCACAACAGGCUAGACAGCUGAUAAUUGAUAGAUUUUAA
Dreissena polymorpha is the source of this 870-nucleotide messenger RNA. Its product is annotated as putative nuclease HARBI1. The transcript has 6 exons. NCBI's taxonomy places the organism in Eukaryota, Metazoa, Mollusca, Bivalvia, Myida, Dreissenidae. The coding region runs from base 1 to 870 and encodes 289 amino acids. The record is from RefSeq and is a predicted model, not a curated record.